Molecule: messenger RNA, 819 nt
Organism: Dichomitus squalens LYAD-421 SS1
Lineage: Eukaryota; Fungi; Basidiomycota; Agaricomycetes; Polyporales; Polyporaceae
Exons: 4
Coding region: 1-819 (272 amino acids)
Source: RefSeq, a predicted model, not a curated record
AUGCUACGUGAACUGCUUGCAGCGGCCGCUCUUGUGCCGCUCGCGCUCGCAGCCGGCCCUGCGCCGGGGCAGAUUAAGAACCUUGUCAUGUUUGACGACUCCUAUACCGACAUCGACGGGCAUGAAGACGGCGGUACAGUAUGGCCCGUCUUCGCCGCCCAAGACGGUAACUUCGCGCUCUUCCCAUUCGCGAAGGUCGGCGCAACGUGCUCCAACACCCUAACGUUCCGCCCGUUCCCGUCUCUAUUCGAGUCCCAACUCCCGACCUACUUCAGCGAGAAGUCGAACGGAUCUCUCACGAAGCUGAGGCCAGAGGACACGAUCUACACGCUCUGGAUUGGGACGAACGACGUCGGAGCGAAUGCGCUCCUCACGGGGAGCCAGGCUCCUGGGGUCACGCUCGUGGACACGGUGACGUGCGCGGUGAACUGGGUGAAGACGCUAUACAACAGCGGCGCGCGAAACUUCAUAUUUCAGAAUCGCAACACAACGGAGUGGAGUGUGUUUAUGAGGGAACUCACCACAGCCGGUAACGCAAUCGCCCGCCUGGAGCUUCAGCUCAUUGCACCCACCCUGCACGGCGCGCACAUUGGGCUCUUCGACUCGCAUGCGCUCCUCGCGGACAUGUACGCGCGGCCAGGGCUCUAUUUGAACGGCUCCGCGCCGCUCAACGUCACCGGCGCGGCCCACGCAUGCGUCUACCAGUUCAACGAGAGCCAGCUUGACCCCGGGGUUUGCAAAGACGUGCCGGAUCGAGAUAGCUACCUCUGGCAAGUCGCCUCGUCACUUAUCGCGGGAGGACGAGAUGCUGAUGCCUAG